GUGAUCCUAAGAGUGUUCAGAGAAUCAGGCCUCUGACCAAGGUGAGGAAGGAGGAAGAUUCCUUAGACAUUGAUUUCUGGACAGCAUGAGCACCCGGGCCGCCCGGCCCCGAAGCCGGCGAGGGAGGCACGCCCUGCCUGCUGAGCUGGACCCUGUGGCAGAGAGUUCAGAGGAGGCAGAGGCAGUCAGUGGCAGCUCUGAGCUGGGCCCUGCGCCAUUACAGGAGAGCGGCAAGCUGGAGCUGGGCCCAGAGGCAAAGACUGCUGUGCAGAGCCUGGGCAGCAGGACUAAGGAAGAAGCUGGUGGGGAUGCUAACAAGAAACUGGCCUCUGCCCCCAAAGGGCCCCAUGGGGCAGCAGAAGUCCACCAGGCCCCAGAGGCUGUCCAGCAGGGCAAGGAGACAGUCUCCCUGGAGCCUGGGGAUGUGUUUCAGACUUUGCAUCAAGCUCUGAGCUCCCUGGAGGCCACAGCUGCUGCCUGGCGCCUCCAGCCCCAGAGCUGCCCUGAGCCCGUGGAGGUGGAGGGCAGAAAUGAAGGCGGCCCACGGCCCUGCUUGGAACAGGAGAGGGCCGGGGGUUGCCAGCGGGAGGCUGCCCGCCUGGCAGAGAGGAAUGCCUGGUUGCGCCUGGCCCUAAGCAGCCGAGAAGACGAGCUCACUCGAAUGCAGGUCUCCCUGCAGGCUACCCAGGCUGAGAAGGAAGCGCUGCAGAGAGAGGUCCAGGAGUUGCAAGAUUCCUUGCUGAAGCUAGAGCCCUUCCCACCUCCCCCCCAAGGCCAAGGAGGGGGCUCGGGCAGUGGUUCUAGCAGCUCUGGGGCAGACGGAGAACCCUGGGGGACACAGCAGGACCCCUUCUCCCUGGCUCACCCGCUGCUCCGGCGUCUCCGGAGUGACUGCAGCACCCAGAUGGCUGGUCCACUUCCCACUCGGGCCCUUGCCCCUGAGAUGCACAUCAUGGAAGCCCAGGUGGAGCAGCUCCGGGGGAGCAUUGAGAAACUCAAAUGCUUCAACCGUCUGCUGUCAGCUGUGCUCCAGGGGUACAAGGGCCGGUGCGAGGCCCUCAGCAUGCAGCUGGACCAGCGGGAGGCGGAGGCUACUGCCCUGCAGCUGGCCCUGCAGUACAGUGAGAACUGCGAAGAGGCGUAUGGGGCCCUGCUCACUCUCCAGGAGGUGGGCUCAGGAGCAGAAGUGCCCAUGGGAGAUGUGGAGGCAGCUGAGAAGGAAGCCCAACGGCUGCUGGCACAAGAGAAGGCCUCCCUGGAAGGACAGACACUGCUGGACCCACAGCCCAGCCCAGAGGGUAGCAGUGUGGAUAGGCCCACGCCGCAGGAGGUGGUUUCCCAGCUCCGAGGCUAUGUCCAACGUCUCCAGGAGCACCGUGCUCUGGUGAAGAUUCCCCCAGAGCCAGGCCCCACCUUGGCACCCAUGUCCACUGUACCCCGUGCAGAAGCCAUGGUGCAGGCCGUUCUGGGGUCCCAGCCUGGCCCAGCUCUGCCCCAGUUGAAGAAGACGCAGAUCCAGCAGGACCUGGCAGCCACACGGGAGACCCUCGCAGACUUGACGCUGCAGCUGCAGCUGGUGCGGCGUGAGAAGAGGGGCCUGGAGCUCCGGGAGGCUGCCCUCAGAGCCCAGGGGCCUGCCCACAUGCUUCUGCUGGAGCAGCUGCGGUGGGAGCUGGCGCAGCUUCAGACUGGGGGGGCCAAUAGCAGUGGUGGAGACAGCAGUGGAGGAGGGAGCAGCAGAGAUGAGGAGGACUGGUCCCAGGGUCCUCCUGCUGUCUCUGGUGGCAGCAGGGGCUCUGGUGGUGGCCAGGUGAGCAAAGUGAAGGAACAAGAGGAGCUCGCCCAGGAGCUGUCGGCAUCUCUCACCCGGGCUCGGAGUCUGUGGCAGCAGCUGCAGUCUCUUCGGGAAGAGCUGGAAAAGGUGGCUCAGAAGGGGCGAACUAAACGUGCUCAGAGUGCUGAGUUGAACAGUGACUUGUGCAAGGCUCACAGCUCCUUGGUCCUGGCCUUCCGGGGAGCACAUCGCAAGCAGGAGGAACAACGCAGGAAGCUGGAGCAGCAGGUGGCGCUAAUGGAGGCCCAACAGGCAGAGGAGCUGGCAGGCUUAGAAGCGAUUGCAAGGGCCCUGGGGAAGCCCAGGUCACCCCCCCUUCCUCCCCAGUCAGGGGAGACCUUCCUGUAGGUCCUGUGCCUGGCCAUGUCAGAACAUGCUACACAGUUGUGGCAGGCCAUGUCAUAAACUACCCU
Messenger RNA from Condylura cristata (star-nosed mole), 2247 nucleotides. RefSeq names its product Usher syndrome 1C binding protein 1 (gene USHBP1). The transcript is spliced from 13 exons. Lineage: Eukaryota; Metazoa; Chordata; Mammalia; Eulipotyphla; Talpidae. Bases 86 to 2182 code for a protein of 698 amino acids. The record is from RefSeq and is a predicted model, not a curated record.